Lates calcarifer (barramundi perch) is the source of this 1456-nucleotide messenger RNA. RefSeq names its product regulator of G-protein signaling 9-binding protein. The record is from RefSeq and is a predicted model, not a curated record. Gene Ontology annotation, cellular component: neuron projection. NCBI's taxonomy places the organism in Eukaryota, Metazoa, Chordata, Actinopteri, Centropomidae. Gene Ontology annotation, biological process: G protein-coupled receptor signaling pathway. The transcript is spliced from 4 exons. Bases 34 to 759 code for a protein of 241 amino acids.
GUCCUUCUUCACCUGUCAGGUGGGUGGGACAUCAUGAGUCGGUGGCGUCGUUCGGUGGACGAGCUGGCAGCGCGGCGCCGGCAGCAGGGCGAGUGUGAGCGUGCUCAGGAAGCUCUCAGUCGGGUCACCUCCUGUUUCCAGCAGCUUGUGGCGUCACUCGGCAGCUCGGCAGACUGCAGCUUCUUGCGAGACGAGAUGGACGAGACAAGAGCACUCGCUCACCGGAUCUGCAGCGGUCUGUCUCGCCGUCUGGUGCGUUUGCUGUCAGACUGUGACUCCGCCCCCUCAGGUGUAGAGGACAGACAGGUGUCAGAGCGUCUGUGGGUUCUUUUCCUGUCCGUGCUGGAGAACUUCCUGUCUGAUCUCCGCAAGGCCAGGGAUCUGAUAGGACAGUUCCCUCUGACUCAGCGCUAUGACAGACGGUCAUUGGUCAACACAGGAUGUAUGGAUGGCGUUGUGGGUGUGGCAGCUCGAGUGGCUUUAGUCCAGGUGCCAUGGCUCACCUUGGAGGAGGAGCCAAGUCCUGAUCUGACCAAUCACAUCGCAGGACUGGAGUCCAUGCUGAGUGAGAUGCAGCUGAGGGUACCUGUCGCGUUCUGGUCGGUGGAAGCGACCCAACCAGCCUGGGCUGAAGCUCGCUGUGGGCUGGACGAACCAGACGACAGCCUGGAGGACCUGAUGGAGGUCGAGGUUGUCUCCAACAACAAGAUGGCCGUCUGUUGCCAGCCACCAUGCUGUGGACUGGGCUGUGUCGGUUAGAGGGGGGAGGACAGGGGAGGACGGGGGGAGUCACAACUCAAACAACAUGAUCUGACUGAUGAUGGAAGAGAUUUUCAUAGAAUCUGGAUUAAACUCGUUAGACUCUGCUCAUGUUUGUUUGAAUAACAAGAGUUGAAGGAAUAUUUUCUAUCUUCAGAAUAGAGUUUGAAUCUGGAAUAUUCUAAAAUUAACUCAAGAAAAAAAUCAUUGUGUAAUAUUAAAGUUGUAACAGGAAACAACUCAUAAAUGUAUUACACAUGUCUCAUGAUAGUUUUAAUUUUACAGAUUAUUAUAUACAAAGCUCAUUAAUUUUAAUCGGACAGUGAGAUAAUCUGAACUUCAUUACCUUUAAAUUAAAUCACUAAUUUCAAACUGAAAAUCUGUCAAAAUAAAAGCACCCGAUAUUUCACAGUAAGAUGUCUUCAUGUAAAAACUGUUAAAAACAUAAACCUUACUUCAGUUCAGAUUCAGCAGUGUCAUGGGAAAAUCAGCUGAUUGCAGUUUGGUGUUAAAAAAAAAAUCAUUCAAUUUUUCAUUUGACAAACUGUUUCAACAUGGUCUUCAUCUGAUCAAUGUUCAUAAACAGCAACUUCUGUAAUAAAUUACUUGUGACUGUAACAUGAGUAUUUGUCCUUCCUUCAUGGUUAGCACAGCAGCUAAUGCUCAGUUUAUCGCAAAGUUUAGUAUAAACAUCAGC